CUUGUACUUUCAAAUUGUAGCAUUCUACUCUCAAGUUGAGACUAAUAGGAAAAGGGCAAUCAUGCCAAACCCAUCAUUGGGACUGCUCAUUGUCUGCAGCUUGGCAUGGAUGCUGCAUGCCAAGAGUUUGACUGAAGGUGAUGACCUUCCUGUGGCUAAAUCGCGAUUACUGGUGUCUCACAAUAAUGGGCAUGAUGGAGGAGAGGAAGGCCAGGUCAAGAAGAUACUCUCCUUGUUCCAGGAUUUCAUAGCUGAUGAGUCACCAGAGCGUUUGAAGGAUCCGUUUCCGGGAAAAGCGGAUGCUAAACCUAAUAAGGCCCCAGCCCGUGGUGAUGGCAAAGAAACAACUGCAGCAGGUGGAGGACCUGAAACCGUGGCAACCGAUGCUCCAGCUGGUGGUGAUGGGUUGACUGCAUCCGGUGGUGGUGCCGCCUCACCUCCACCUGAAGUUUCUGGCCCGACUCCACCUGAUGGCGCUGGCCCAACUCCACCCGAUGGCGCUGGCCCAACUCCACCCAAUGGCGCUGGCCCAACUCCACCCGAUGGCGCUGGCCCAACUCCACCCGAUGGCGCUGGCCCAACUCCACCCAAUGGCGCUGGCCCACUUCCAACAGGUGGCUCAGAAGCUCCACCCAGCACUGCUGAUGGAUCAGGCGGGGAAGUAGUAGGUGAUGGAGAAUCUACAGUCAAACCAGCUGAUGAAACUCCUGCUGCUAAACCAAUCCCACCGGAAAUGGCUCAGACCAUUGCCGAUAUCCUCAACAAAUUAGACUUUGACCCAUCUGCUGACAUGACACUCGCCAAUAUGGACUUUGAGGCAGGAAGCACAGUGCCAGCAUCUGCCAUGCUUGAGCCCCCUGCCACCAUUGGUCCACUUGACCCAAAUGGCACCUUAGUGAUAAUCCUCAGCAUUGAUGCUCAUGCGGAUGGGGGCACAUUUGCCAAUUACCUCAAUUGGUUGGUGGUGAAUGUCAAGGCUGUUGAGGACCUCAAAAACACUGAUUUGACUAUUCUUCCCUGGAAGUUCAACCAGGAACUUCAAGUGGGUGAUCUCGGUGCAACGUUUGUAGCCCUAAUAAUUACUCAGCCUGGUGGAGACUUUGACAUUGUAGACCUCAAGACAAAAGUAACAGAAGACAAGAGGCUUGGUUUCACUGGCUCACUCUUAUCAGGAGACUUGUACUUUGACAACAUUGAUAAUAUCUUUCGCAAGCCAAAACCAGGGCUGAUCAUAUACACAAGUUUCUGGACAGUGUGUCCAGAAGAAGAAACUACCUGCUCACCACCAGGACUGAAUGGAUUGAUGUCUUCUAUUUCAUCCACUUCUAAUCCAAUUGAUGAGAUGUCCAGCACAAUCUACGAGAUAGAGCUGAGUGAUGAAGACAUUACAUCAGAGAAAGAAGGCGAUUCUGAGAUGCUGGUUGAAGAGCAAACUAUGGUGCCAGAGGAAUGGCAGGUCAACACUCUUGAUGCAUUUGAAGAAAUUGAGACAACAAUGAGUACAAUGAUGGAAGAAAGCAAUGAAGAGGAUGACUCCAACAGUGAAGAAGAUGAGGAUGUUACUACUGAGAGCCCUACCUGUGAUAAUUGUGAAUGUUGUAAGAAGCGGUGGAUGCCUGCAAAAGCCACUUGUGCUCCUGAUCCAACACCCAACAAAUGCCCCUGUAAUCCAUCUUAACUUAUUGUCCCAGCUAUUAUUUCUUCAUAGCACACCACUAACAGUGAAGCCACGUGAAGAAUCAUGUACAAUAUAAUCUGAUGGUUACAACAAACUCACAGGGACUUCAAAAAAAUCAUUGUGAUGAAAAUUUGUUUUAUCAAAGUUUAUGAAUUCAUUUACAAAGAUACACUUUAUUGUCUCUAUAAGCAUUUCAUUGCCUAAAGAACUGCAGUUGUUUUUUCUCUCUGCAAUAUCUGUAGAAAUAAAUGUAUGCUAUGAAAUGGUUAAAUUUGACAAAGAAUUUAAAGAUUAUAAAAUAACUCAAGAUAGAAGAGCAUUGAAAGAAAAGCACAUUUUUAUAGAUUUUUGAUAGCUAGCUUUGCACCGUGCCUCUAGGCUCCUGAGAAAUUGGAUAUUAGAUUAAUCACAAUACAUUUAUUUUAUGGACUUCCUGCCAUUUAGCUAAUGUAACCAAUUUUUUAGCUUCCUGUAUUUUAGGUGUGUAAUUCUGCUCCAUACCCAAAUCCUGUGCACUAUAUCUAGGGAUGAUGAGCCGUAUGAAAAUUAUCCCAUAAAAGUCAGGGACCAAAAAUUUGUAAAUGGGGACAAAAAUCUAAAAAUUGGAUUAAAAGUUUUGCAGAUUGGGGACAAAAAUUCAUUAUAACCGCAGAGAGGUUGUUGAAAAUAAAUUUGUAGAAAUGAGAUUAAUUUAUGCUGGGUCUCAAGGAAAACUGCUGGGACUUUGAAAAAAAUUGGUUGUAAGCCAAAAUGUGUUAUAUAUAGAGAUUGUGUUAUGAGAUUCUACUGUAUUUAAUCUUUUGGUGGUUUGUCAGAUUUUAUUCCUUCAAACAGAGUAUAUGCAGGGAAGCUGUACAAGCCACUUCAUCUUUGGUUCCCUCUCAAAUUUUGUUUGACACUUCAUUUUGGAAUUGAAAUAAACUAUACGUCCUUCCCAUUCAUAGCAUAUCAGUCUAAUUUCCACAGCUUCUCUUCUACACAUGGAGAGAAAUUUCAAGAAUGUAAGUCAGAAGGAAAUUGGGUUUGCACUCUGAUGGCCCAUAUUGUUAAAGUAAUCUUUAUAUAUAGCCACUGCUGGGCUCUACCCUGCAAUGCUCCCCCAAUUCACUUCCUGUAUAUACAGCAUCACUCAUUUUUUCAUUGACAUUAACUUGGGUAUGAGAUACAUUUCUUUAUGCAGAAAGUGAAAUCAAAUACAACUAAUACUCCAACCCCUUGUGAUAUUUUAAAAAUUUGGAUGUGCCUAAUAAUAUGAUGAAAGCUUUUGUAUUGGUCUUUUUCAAAAAUUGAUGGUUUUAAAGUCUUAAAAUUUGCAUUAGCUACCUGCCUGAAUCUUUUUUAUUGCUUGAAGAGUGAGUGAGGUUCAACAACUGAUGGGAUCUAAUAAGUGCUGUUGGAUAAGGGUAUUCAUUCAUCAAUAAUGAAGCAUACAUUUUUCUCUGGAAUUUGAUUUGUACUGAUAACUUCCGCAUGAUUUGUCUCAUGCUUAUACAAGCUGUAACUUAUGUGUCUUUGACACCUGAUUGAGAAAUUGGGUAGUGGUCAGCUGCCUGUUCAUGCACACCAGUUGGCAAAUGCAGGUCACUCCAGCCAGGGCAGUCCAUGGCCUCCCCAGCCCACCAAACUACAGUUUGGUCACCCCUUGUCAAUGCACCCAGAGGCCAUUGACAGUCCCCAGUCAGUUGAAUCUUGGCUCUGAAAUCCUGACCUUCCAGGCUGUGGGAGACAGGUGUUGCUACUUGCUAGCCUUGUAAACUAACAAAAUCCACGCUGGAAUUCCAGUGGGGAAUUCCAACUUGGCAUUCUCGACCUUCCUCCAUUAUAUUCCGACCUAAUUUUUACACAGUCUCAGUUUGCUUUGCGCUCAGUGAA
This is a messenger RNA of Notodromas monacha, 3550 nucleotides long. The record is from the annotation of a GenBank genome assembly. NCBI's taxonomy places the organism in Eukaryota, Metazoa, Arthropoda, Ostracoda, Podocopida, Cyprididae.